Molecule: messenger RNA, 1860 nt
Organism: Trichophyton rubrum CBS 118892
Lineage: Eukaryota; Fungi; Ascomycota; Eurotiomycetes; Onygenales; Arthrodermataceae
Exons: 13
Coding region: 1-1860 (619 amino acids)
Biological process (GO): amino acid transmembrane transport
Cellular component (GO): membrane
Molecular function (GO): amino acid transmembrane transporter activity
Source: RefSeq, a predicted model, not a curated record
AUGGAGAACUCUGCGUCGAGUAUUAAAGAUUCCAACACGACCAUAGUCCAAGGACCCAUAACGCGGCGAGACUCGCAUCCAGAAUGUGGCCUACUUCUAGCGGAGCCGGUAUACGCGGAGGAAGUAUUCGAGACUCGGGGGAAGAGCCUAUGGAGGGUGUUACCUGAGGUUCAAAUUAACAUGAUCGCCUUCUCCGGCACCAUUGGAAAUGGAUUAUUCCUGGGAAGCGGUAUGAUUCUCGCCCUUGGCGGGCCAGGCGGCGCUGUUGUCGCAUACUUACUCAUGGGGACGGUGGUCGGCGCUGUAAUAUCAUGUCUGGGAGAAAUGACCGCCUUAAUGCCAGUCAAUGCCCCAGUGAUGGAAUUCCCACGAAGAUUCCUAGAUCGCGGAGUGGGUUUUGCGGUCGGCUGGACAUAUUGGUUCGCCUAUGCAGUGGUAGCUACCCACAAUAUGGUGGGUGCUGCAGAAACAGCCCGAUAUAGUUAUGUGGAUGGAAAGACAGAUGUCACUUGGGAAGUAGGGGAGAGGGUUGAUACCGCAGUGUGGAUCACCGUUUUCAUCGUUCUCAUUGCAUUGAUAAACCUAUUUCCAGUCAAGUAUUUCGGCAUGCUCGAGUACGUCGUUGGGAGUGCCAAAAUGAUAUUCAUCAUACUUCUCAUUGUAAUGAUGGUCAUUCUCAGUGCGAUGAAUCCAAGGAAAUCUGCGUACUAUCAGAAGCCACUCGGAACAAAGUACUGGGACUCCCCAUACUCUUUCUUCAACCCCGAAUACCAUAUCAAAAAUAAAGAUGGCUCUGUUCGGGUAAUAGACGGAGGGCUGGGAAGGUUUCUCGGAGUUUGGAAUGCAUCCGUGAAUGUCAUAUACUCGUAUGUGGCUGUGGAUAUAUUUGCAGCUACGGCAGCCGAGAGUAAAUCUCUUGCUGAUUCGGAGUGCAUGAAGAUGGCGGCCAGAAAGAUAACACUCCGAAUCGUCAUUUUAUACGUACUGGCGAUGCUAACGUGUUCUUUCCUCGUCCCAUACGAUCACCCUUUCCUCAAUGGAGAAGCGGUAUCACUGGCCACCGAGUCACCGUUUGUGAUUGCAGUUGUUGAAGCAGGCCUUCCGGCAGCAGGAGAGUUUUUCAACGGAAUGUAUCUGUUUUCCUCGUUCACCUGUGCCGUAAACUCUGUGUAUGUUGCGUCACGGGUAAUGCACACCUUGGCUCUCAGAGACCAAACGGGACCCGAGUUUAUAACCAAGCGGCUGCAGCAAUGUCAUGCUGGAGUACCAACGAGAGCUGUGCUGGCGACCGUGGCCAUAUUGGCUUUGGGAUAUCUGGGGCCCGGAAAAGGUCCAGGCGAUCGGCUACGUGAGCUUUCGUCCAACUGCACAGUAUCGUUCCUAAUUGUUUACGGGAUCAUAUGUGCGACAUACUUGCGCUUUUACCAAACUCUUCAGGAGGCCAAUUCACUCGGCAAUACUGCCGAGUCGCAAAAUGGCGUGUAUGAUCGGCAGAAUCCACGAUAUCCUUAUAAAUCGCACGGGCAGUGGCUGAAGGCCUGCUAUGGCAUGGUGUCAUGUUUUAUAUUACUCGUCUUCAACGGGAUACCGGCAUUCCUCAGCGAUCCGUUCGAUACCCGGGCUUUUAUUGUUUCAUAUAUCAGCCUGCCCGUCUUCAUUCUGCUGUUUGUGGGCUAUAAGAUACGAAGACACGGGCUCCAUUUCUCAUCCUGGGGUGCCGAGUGCUCCAACGACCUGCGGAACUGCGUCCAAACGACGAGCGGAACCCACAGGAAGGGAAGGUUAAUAUUCCCCGAUCACGGACCAACUAGAAAGAACUGGGUAACAUUCUUUGCAUGGGUUUGGGCAUGGACAAAGUGA